CCACUAUCUCAAUUUGAAGAAGACAUUACAGAUGAUGAGUCAAUAAAAUCUGAUCACACUAAUCGAUCACCAUCUACAACUAAUUCAGUUUUGAAUAAUCCUGUAGAAGUUGUAAAAGGUAAAACAUCUGAAUCACAAAAACUAUUAAAAAAACAAGAUGACCAAGAAGAUCCACAAGUGGAUGAAGCAUGUAAAGUAUUUAAAAUAAUUGCAGAAAAUAAAAAUGCUUUAACUGAAAAAGAUGAGUGUAUUUCAUUUGGAGAAUAUGUUACUACUCAAUUGAAAAAAUUUGACAGUCAUACUCGGGCUAUAGCUAAGCACCUUAUUCAAAAUACAUUAUUUGAGGCCGAAAUGGGCAAAUUACAACAAAAUUUUAGAAGACCUGCGUCAAUUCUACGAAGAUUCCGAAAAUGAGCAAGGCUUUUUUCGCAGAUCAUUUAAAUUUUUACCUUCCAGCAUUUAUUUAAUAAUUUUUCUUUUAGUUUCACAGUAUUUGAAGAUAAUAUUAUUUUCUAAGGCCAUGAUAUUGAAUGUAAAAUAUUAAACCAGUACAGUACUCACUAAUGACAAUAUGACAUUUAAAAAAACAAGUAUUGAGAUUGACAUACCCUGGUAUGAGUAAUUUAUACACAUAUUCAGGAGUGAAUAAUUAAUGAGCCAAUUAAAACGCCACAUGGAUAGGAAACAUAAUUUAAAAUCAAAUCAUUUCCAAUUGCAAAUUUGAUACCAUUAUUCUUAGUCUCUGUGUAUAACACUAUAUAUUACACUAUUACACUCAUUUAUUGUUAAAAUUAUAGUUAUAGAUUCUAUAAUUUCUUUCGCUCAUUAUCAAAACUUGAUUCAGAUUAAAAAGACUGAUGGUUAAAUUUAGUCUUGGCGAUUAUUCUCUUAGCAUAUCAUUCACAAAUUUGCUUAUUGUAAAUUAUUUAUUACAAAUAGUACAAUUAGUAAAAAGAAAAGUAAAAUUUAUUACUAACAGGAUAUGCUAAACAAGUUUUACUAAUUCAAAAAGAUCUUGAAAUUCAAUUUCACGCCGAGUUGUAAUAUUUUCUUCAUCGUCCAUAUUAAACUUGUGAUUAACAGCCAUAAAUUCUUUCACGCCAGCUAAUAAGAAUUUAUAAUAUAUAAUUAAUUUUUCUUUUAAUAAAUAUAUAUUUACAAUACUAGAUGUUAUUAUUACUAUUAUUAUUAACUUACAAAGCACUUCAAUUAAUAAUGUACUUCCAUUAAUGUGUUCUAAACGAGUUGUUAUUGUAGAUGAUACUGCAGCUUCACCAAGUUCAUUCAAGGCUAAAAUCUAUAUUUAUAAAAUAUUAAAGUUUAAUAAAAUAUAAUUUGUUCAUGAAAAGAAUCACAUACUUUAAAUUGUAAUACAUCAUGUAUUUGUAAUUCCGAAAUAUCUGUAAUUUUUAUUUUUGACAUACUUUUCCAAUCAACCACUUCUUCGUCAUUAUUUUCAGUUAUAUAAGUUUCAGUAUCUUUAUGGUUUUCAUUUUCAGAAUAAGAAAUAUUAUUAAAAUUAUUAUGUGCAGAUGCUUGACCGCGUACAAAUACUGGUACUUUGUUGACUUUCGAUUUAAACUGUUUUUCUUUUUUCCAAACUAAAAUAUAAUAGUAAAAAUUAUAACAUGUAAAUAUGGCUCAAACAAAUAUCAACAUACUUGGUUCAAUAUAUUUUUUUUCACAAUUUAAAGGCAAGGAAUUAUUAUGAACUAUUUCAUUUUUUAAAUGUAAAUUGUCUUCAUUUGAAGACUCUGAAUUAGAGAAAUUAUUAUCAUUAUUUAAUUUAAAACGCUUAUGCAUUUUACUAGUUUGUGUAAUAGGAAUGAUAUUAGAUGGAGGAACUUCAUCGAAGCUAUUCUAUAAAAAUUAAAAUUAAAUAAUUAGUACACUUAGGUAAAUACAAAAUUGAUUAAAUGCUUAAGUUACAUUUUCAAUUUGUUCAAUAGGCUUUAAUGCAGAUUCCUUUUUUUUAUGUGUCCUUUUGCGUAGUCUUUUUUUGGAACCUUUUGCUUGUAUAGAUAAAGCUUCUGAAUCUACCUCAACUGUUUCAGUCCAUGAAAUGUUGUCAGACGGCAAAACACUCGUAUCAACAUUGAGUUUAUUUGGUUCUGAAUAAUUACUGUUUUCUUUCACUGUUACACUAAAAAAAAAAAAAAAAACUAUGAAAUUAUUCUUUUGUAAUUGUUUCAAUAGUUAUCAGAAUGAUACAGCUGUAAAAAUUGUUUAUGAUUAUUGAUUAAAUAUCAUUUCAAAAUAUAUAUACUUACAUAAUUUCUUCAUUUUCGUGAAUUACAUAAAUAUCAUCUUCAUCAAAAAAUAGUACACCAUCAAGACAUAAUUCAAUUUCACGAGAUUCUUUCAAUACUCUUUUAAUCUUUUCUUUAAGGUGUUUUAUAUAUACAAUGCAAUUAACAUCUAUGUGAAGCCAAUAAGUGGAUGGAUUCCUGUUUGGAAUCAGUUUCAUAAGAUUUAAUUUGAUUCGCAUUAUAAAGUCCUAUUAUAUAUAAUUUAAUAGUUAAAAUAGUCUUGAAAUUGUAAUGUAAGUUUUUAAUUGGGUAUAUGUUGAAUUUGAACGAUAGGUAUAAAACUGAAUUUAAAUGAACAUAAAACAAACUGUAAAAUCAUGGUUAAAUAAACAGGCAUGUCAGCCAGAUAACAGUGUAUAUGAAAACAAAUGAAAUGGAUGGUCGAUGGGUUUGGUUCUUUUGGGGAAGAGAAACAGAUGAUAUCGAGAUUUUUUAAAAUUGUUUUAUUUGUAGUUUAAAAAUAAUCAUAUAAUAUUAUUUAUAUUAAAAUCAAUGCUACUAUUGUAUUAUUUUAUUUAUAAACUUAUUAAUUAUCUAUGUUUCAAGUAUUGUGAAACCAUACACGUACAAAGCCAUCCAACAAAUAGCAAUUCGACAUGAAGUCACAUAGUAACGACAAAGAGUCAUAUGACAAAAUGCCAUUAUCAAAAUUUGAUAAAAUACCGUCAUAGUGUCAUAUAACCAUUAUAAUAGACCCAUAGCCUAUAGGAAUAGACCUAAUAAAGUACUCUAUGCAUACAACACUACCAACCGUAAAUUUAGGUAUAACUUGUAAGUACUAAUAUCGUCGAAGAGUUAUCUGAUGAAUUAAUCACUCAUAUAGCUACAUA
Molecule: messenger RNA, 3139 nt
Organism: Cinara cedri
Lineage: Eukaryota; Metazoa; Arthropoda; Insecta; Hemiptera; Aphididae
Source: the annotation of a GenBank genome assembly